GUGCGCAGUGUUCGAUAGAGAGCCCUACAAAUUUUACUGUGCAGAGGCCAAUUAAGUUGUGUAGUGGUUGUAAUCGCUUGAGACUGUAGAUUAGUCGAAUACACAUACAGGGAAAUUUGUCAACAAUGCCGAACUCAACAUCGACACCGAUAGGCCUAAUUCUGGUCUCAUCGGGGUCUAGGGGUGAAAAACUGUUAUUUAGGUAUCCGUAUCAAGAAACCAGUAGUCAGGAACAUACAGAAAAGGCCAAGCACAGCAGUCCAUAUGCCCUGCCAACAGAAGAUGAUGAUCUUGAUUAUUUUAGUGGCAGAUCUCAAAAUGAUUACACAGUUUUGGGAAAGCUUUAUGGGUUCUCUGAUAAGAUCCUGCCCGUAAUUUUAUGCAACACAAGUUUGUGUGGAAAGAAAUUUGAAUUAACGGUUGACGAUGUCAAAUUUGUCGGUCAUCCAACCGGAAUCAAUGAACGAGAUUUGAAAAAUUCAAGGAAAUACCAAAAGUCAAGUAAAAGAGAAGAAACGACGAUGACAAUGUUUAGUCUUGUGUUUGUACUUCAUGAAAAUGCAGACGUUUCAGUAGUUCACUGUUACCAUGACCUGUGCAAGAGACUAGCGCUAGCCUUGAAACAUGAGGAGAAACGAUGUGGCUACUUAAGUCACCAAGCGAAGAUCAUGCUCGCAGUUCACGACGAGGUCACGGCAAUGCCCGAAGAUUCGGAGACCUCUCCAUAUGAACUUAUGCUUACCAAAAGCAAACUAUGUGAAGAUCUUCAAAGUAUAUAUCUUGGUUUAUGUGAUACUGGGGUUACUAGAGUGCAUAUCAAUAAUUGGAUUGAAGUGAGCUUUUGCCUGCCUCACAAGGUGCACAAGGUUGAUCAAAUGAGGGCUAUUAAGUCGGAUGUUGUUGAGAAGUACUUGGCCGCCAUACGACCUUAUCAUGCCAUGCUGCUAUUGGAGGAGGAGUCAUCACUCAUUAUGUCGUUGCCGCCAGACUGCUCCCCGUCAUUGGUCAGAAUAAUUAAGCUAGCCACGCCAAUUAAAAGUUUACAACAGCUGUCACAAGAUAGUGACAUCGCUCUUUCACAGGUUUUUCAGCUUGUUGGUCAUUUGGUGUACUGGGGCAAAGCAACCGUCAUAUUUCCCCUUUGUGAAACCAAUAUUUACAUACUAUCACCACAAACACCAACACUAUUAAGCAAUUUACAGCUACUUGAAGACUUCAAUUCAAAGUUCCCGCAGUUUUCGCAGUUCCCGCUCACGGAAAACGCUGCACGCCAUGCUGCCCUCAUCUCUGUCUUGUCUGAGUUUUCACUGCCGACCCCCCUGAGUGAUCACACCACUAUAUUAGAUCAUGAUUUGCAAAAGGGAGACUUGGUAAAGUUGGUGGUUUGGUUGCUUAAAAGGAGACUUCUAGUGCAGCGGCACACAUAUACAUUCAUUGUUCCAAUGGAUCAGGAUGAAGAGGAAGAUAAGAAGCCAGGAAGGUACUUGGGAAAGCCUUUGGGAAGCCAUCAUAAAUUGGAAAUAGAAUUAAAACAGUCAGCUGCUGAGGCUGUGUCAGUUGAUUCUGAUGACAUAAAUACAGCUACUAGUACUAGCCUUGAUACGUUCUCGACUCGUUCAAUGGAGGAUGCACAAGCGUUAUAUCGCAGCAGGUCACUGGAGAUAUUAAAGGAGUAUUUAUCAGAGGAGGAGAUAGCUAGCGUGUGUAAAGUACCAGCAGCAAAUGUGGCUGAAGAUUUAAAACUAUUUGCCAGAUUGUGUCCAUAUUUUCGAGGACAUCACCACUUGGAAGAAAUCAUGUAUCUGGAGAAUAUGAACCGGUCUCAGCUGCACACAAUAUUAGACAAAUUCAGCCAGGUGCUCUUUACGUGCGUACAUGAAGAUGCAGCGACAGUAACUUACAAAGAAUUCUUAUGAGGGCGCACUGUUCACACUGACUCAUUUUCAGUGAUUAUUCUCCCUCUGCAAAUGCCAUGGCUAAGGACUUUCCAGUGGGGUAUUUUUAUGCGUCGUCCGCUACUGUAAAAAUGUAAAUUUUGAAACUGUAGUGUCAUCGUAAUCUAUUCUAAAGACUUGCUACAACAUAAAGCCCAUAUAUAGUCAUGAUGUGCCUAUAUAUGGUCAUGAUGUGAUGUCAGUAUAAUUUGAUAGACAUGUGGUGCAGGGGGUGAAGGGCCCCAAGAAGAUCCCCAGCAAUGGUGCCCUUUCAAGAACUUCCAAUUGGAUCAAUCAAUUCAGAUUACAGUACUGCCCAAUGUUUUUGUUGGUUGUAUAAACUGAUCAGGUUUUUGGUGAUUCUGUUGUGAUAACUUCUCUACUCUUCAUUUUAAUAUAUGUAUUGAGUUAUACAACGCAAGGACAGGCAGCACACGAUAUGAAAGUUUGGUAGACCGGUAAGCAUGUCCCCAGCUCGACCCGCAACUUCUUUCGUUCUUUAAACACUCAGGAAAUAUUCUAAGUUGGCCUGCAAAGUCUAUAGAAAAUUUAGAGGUAAAUUUAUUACAAUCUUGAAUCAAGUGGUAUUUCAAUUAACCAUCUCAAGCUUCCUACAAUACCAGUCUAUUCUGGAAGGGUUGGUCCUUCAUUAAGUGAAGGGCUUGAUGUUACUCUUUGCUCUCAGCGAACUUCCAUCCUGUUGUGCAUAGCGUAACAAAGCAUUUGUAGAAUCAGCUAGGGUGUCCCUGUAAAUAGUACAUUGGAAAAGGAUCACAUUGAGGGAGUUUCUUUCUUCACAUGGAACUUACUCAACAACUCUCCAAUCAGAACGUCGCUAAGGUUAACGGGGGAAUAGGAUGGGUGCCCCAGCCUAUUCCCUUCAUGGCGGCAAAUUAGUUCAGUCUGCAUCCCUAUAUGUCUCAAAAUACGGACAAACAAGCUGUAGGUGAUCAGUUGAUCAGGAGCAUCAAGUGAAAUGUUGACAGAAAUGUGUCUAAAUUAUAAAGUAUCUGCUUGCUUAUAAGUAUCCUUUACAAUCGCACUAUUUAGGGGAAUACCAUAAAACCUUGAAUUGAAGCCCAAAUGGGCUUAAUCUUGAAUUGAAGCCCCCUCUUUAGUUUGCAAAAGUAGCCUUGAAAAGCCCAUCUUAAAAAGAAGCUCAUCAAAGUUCGCAAAAAAAAAAAAAAAGCCCAGGGCUUCUAUUCGAGGUUCUAGGAUAUAUGCAUUUUUGUGCUUGCAAUGAGAUUUAAGUUGUAUUGAAAACUUUUUAAGAAACUUCAUCUUUUUGAAUAACAGAACAAAUUUAUGUCACAUGAUGAUGUAAAAAACAAAGCUAGUAAAAAUAUUUAGCCAAAAGAUAGAACAUAUGAAGCUGUGAAGAAAUGUGAAUAAUAUUUAACGGAAAUAAUGUUCUCAAGAUUUUAUAUUAAUAAAGAAUACAAAUAAAUAUAAAUCUA
Molecule: messenger RNA, 3391 nt
Organism: Anneissia japonica
Lineage: Eukaryota; Metazoa; Echinodermata; Crinoidea; Comatulida; Comatulidae
Product: GATOR complex protein NPRL3-like
Exons: 14
Coding region: 126-1916 (596 amino acids)
Biological process (GO): cellular response to amino acid starvation; TORC1 signaling; negative regulation of TORC1 signaling
Cellular component (GO): GATOR1 complex
Source: RefSeq, a predicted model, not a curated record